AUGGAGAUAUGUAUGAGUCGAUGGAUGGAGUCAGUGAUCACUGACGACGCCGACCCUACCGAGAUUCUUUACCCCGGUACUCAUAAUAGCGCGACUCGUGAAGUCAGCACUAUUGUGGUCUCGGCGUGGGCGAAGUGUCAGGAGUAUACAGUGGAGCAGCAGCUGCAUCUGGGGGUGCGAAUGCUCGACUUGCGUGUGGCAGACGACCACGGAGACGGGGGUGAGAUUUGGGUCACGCAUUGGGUCCACGCAUGUCCGUGUUUAGCGGUGCUGGAGUCCGUUUGCCGCUUCCUGAAUAGCUUCAAGUCGGAGAUUGUGGUGUUACGAAUUGAGCGAGAUUCGGACCGGAAAUUGUCGAAUGCUGGCUUGCAGAAGCUGGUGCAUUUGUUGCAAGCGGAAUUCGACGACCUAGUUGUGCCUGCACAUAGGCUGGACCAGGACAACCCGAAGCGCUAUAACGUAGGCCGGCUGCGAAUAAAGAACCGCCGUUUGAUCCUGGUCACAAGAGACUCUUUCUACGAAGAGCUGGUGAAGAAGUACCAGAGAAGCAAGGAGGUACAAUGGCUGCUACAACACCUGACCAGGGCCAUGGCCUCUUGGUCCUGGACACGGGGGAGGAAGGCGUCCAUCGUGCAUGACCGGAUCUCCAAGUUUCUCUGUGACACUCAUACCCUUAACAAGAUCCGAGAGAAGGCCUUCUUGGUUCUGGAGGCGAUAAUUACACACGAAGCGGACGCUAUAGCUAAACACCCAUUCUCCAGCAUCCAAAAGGCCAAUUCCUGCGUGCAUAAGGAGUGGAUGCCUAAAAUUCUGGACCAGGUAAAGCUUUGUCCCUACGUCAACGCUAUCACCUGCGACUUUGUCAACUCGGACUUUUGUAAAGCAAUCGUUCAUAUCAAUAGACAAAGAAUGAAAGAACAACAUAAAGAAGAAAGCCAGCGACUUGACGAGUUUCAUGCAUGGCAACAAGCCGGCCGUCCUUCCAAGAGCAUCGGGACUCAGGUUUGA
Gregarina niphandrodes is the source of this 1008-nucleotide messenger RNA. RefSeq names its product putative phospholipase C. Gene Ontology annotation, molecular function: phosphoric diester hydrolase activity. The transcript has a single exon. Bases 1 to 1008 code for a protein of 335 amino acids. Gene Ontology annotation, biological process: lipid metabolic process. Lineage: Eukaryota; Apicomplexa; Conoidasida; Eugregarinorida; Gregarinidae. The record is from RefSeq and is a predicted model, not a curated record.